AUGAAGAUCUCACAUUUGUUGAACCCAUUCUGUGGCGACCGUCAUAACCAACGAGAAUCGAAAUCACCAACGCCAGCCUCCCAUCCGGUAGCUGCAGCCCCAGCUCCUAAGAGACAAAAGAUCCCGAAAGAUGCCCCGAUCUUCUCAGACGGCAACAGGACCGUUGGAACUGUAAAUUUUGCCCCUUAUGAGAACCAACAUGACCCGGAACUGCUAGCCCAACAUCGCAAGUUUCAGAUCUACCCGCUGGGCGAGAUCUUCAAGAAGGGUGUCCGACACAUUCCGUACAACAGUGAAAAGAAAGACUUCCUGGACAAGACCGGGCGCGAUGCCUUCGAAAUGUUCCAGUACACCUAUAAGAGACCUGGUGAAGACAAAGAAUAUGUUGUAGUCUGGGACUACAACAUCGGUCUCGUUCGCAUGACACCCUUUUUCAAGUCAUGCAAGUACUCAAAGACAAUACCCGCCAAGGCUUUGAGAGAGAACCCAGGGCUGAAGGAGAUCAGCUACAGUAUUACUGGAGGAGCCCUGGUGUGUCAAGGCUACUGGAUGCCAUACCAUGCGGCCAAAGCCAUAGCAGCGACAUUCUGUUACGACAUCCGAUGGGCACUCACACCAGUCUUCGGCGACGAUUUCCCCUCCACCUGCUUGCCUCCAAAUGACCCAUGCUUCGCAAAAUUCCUCAUCGACCCAGCAAUAGUCCAGUAUUGUGCACGCGAAACCGCCCGAUUCCGGGAACUCGGCCCGUUAUAUAAGGUCCAUGGGGUGGAGAUGUCGCCGCAAGUAGAGACGACGAAGUCGCGGUUUGGCCCGCCGCCGCUCUGUAUGAAGGUCGUGAAGCAGCGAAGUGUACGACCUGUGGACAUUGAGAGCGGAUAUGGAUCCGAUGCCGAGGGAAGAGACAGGUAUCUCUGUUCGCCCGAAGUGUCACCUCGCACUCGCUUCACCCCAAUAAAUCGACCGAUAUCACCAUACUCUCCUCGCACAGCCGACUCUUCAAUAAUCAGCUCACCUGUGAGCCAGCAUGUGCAUGUACCCCAAGGGUUGCUUACACCGACAUCAGCACCCUCCGAAUACCAGUAUGGAGGCUUUCGAACGAAGCGGACGCAUUCCAAGGUGAACUUUUACGAUCAUGCCAUCAAUGAAACCGCCACUCGCCCUCCAACGGCGAUGACGGUGGAUAGUGCACAUGGCUCCGAAGUGUCCGGUGGCGUUGAUAACCUCAGCUAUGCCGACAUGGACGCGGCCGAGGCGUUGCUGUCGCUCUGUGGAGGAGAAGAUACAAUGCCUCCAGCAAAGCGAACGCGUCAUGGCUCUACAAUCUGA
Messenger RNA from Pyrenophora tritici-repentis Pt-1C-BFP, 1326 nucleotides. RefSeq lists its product as uncharacterized. The record is from RefSeq and is a predicted model, not a curated record. Gene Ontology annotation, cellular component: SBF transcription complex; MBF transcription complex. Gene Ontology annotation, molecular function: transcription regulator activity; DNA binding. NCBI's taxonomy places the organism in Eukaryota, Fungi, Ascomycota, Dothideomycetes, Pleosporales, Pleosporaceae.